AUGGCCAAGGGUGAGCGUGACAAGACGGUCAAGUGCCAAAAGUCAAUGGUCGACAGGCGUGCGCUGUCGGUGCAGAAGGUCGUGAAUCUGCGGUGUGGUGCCAGAGCGAGCGGGCACAGCGAACAGAAAGCUGGAAUCAAUCAGUCGCAGACCUUGGCAGCCAUGCAAGGAAGGAGCGGUGGUGCAAGGGCCUCUCCGCCAAUCAAGACACCCGCCCUCGACGCGUCCUUUACAAGCCUGUCCAAGCUCGCGUCAUUCUUUGACCACUUCCCAGGAACAUCCCCCGUACCGGCACUUAAGCCACUCGAGCUAGCCAGCUGUUCGCACUCGAAGAUUGCAGAUUGCGCUAUCAGGCGCCUGUCAUCAACGCCCAGUUCCGACGGUUUGCUUUUUGCCUGUUCGCCGUCGCAGACACAGUCGACGCAAGGCUCCCAUUCGCAAGCGCCUGCACCACGCGAAACGUGA
This is a messenger RNA of Parastagonospora nodorum SN15, 465 nucleotides long. RefSeq lists its product as hypothetical. NCBI's taxonomy places the organism in Eukaryota, Fungi, Ascomycota, Dothideomycetes, Pleosporales, Phaeosphaeriaceae. The coding region runs from base 1 to 465 and encodes 154 amino acids. The transcript has 2 exons. The record is from RefSeq and is a predicted model, not a curated record.